Clunio marinus is the source of this 204-nucleotide messenger RNA. Lineage: Eukaryota; Metazoa; Arthropoda; Insecta; Diptera; Chironomidae. The record is from the annotation of a GenBank genome assembly.
AUGUCUUUUGAAACGGCGAAUAGAAAGCCUCAAGUUGUAGCUUUUGGUGUUAUAAACGCCACCCGUUUUGACAACCGAAAGGACCAACCAGCCAUUAACAACAUUUUACAUUAUUCACAAUAUUGUUCUCAACAUAAUCAAAUUGCUACCGUUUUGUUGGAACCUUUUACCAUCAAACAGUUAAGCCGUUCAAAGGUAAAUUAA